GAUGCCGCAGAGCUCCCCCAGCGCCGCCGCCACCGCCUCCGACAUGGACAAGAACAGCGGCUCCAACAGCUCCUCCGCCUCCUCGGGCAGCAGCAAAGGGCAGCAGCCGCCCCGCUCCGCCUCGGCGGGGCCGGCCGGCGAGUCUAAACCCAAGAGCGAUGGAAAGAACUCAAACGGAUCCAAGCGUUACAAUCGCAAGCGUGAAUCUUCCUACCCCAAAAAUGAAAAUUUUAGCAACCAGUCCCGUCGCUCCAAUUCACAGAAAAGCAAAACUUUUAACAAGAUGCCUCCUCAGAGGGGCGGUGGCAGCAGCAAACCCUUUAGCUCUUCUUCUAAUGGUGGAAGACGAGAUGAGGUAGCAGAGGCUCAGCGGGCAGAGUUUAGCCCUGCCCAGUUCUCUGGCCCUAAGAAGAUCAACCUGAACCACUUGUUGAAUUUCACCUUUGAACCCCGUGGCCAAGGAGGUCACUUUGAAGGCAGUGGACAUGGCAGCUGGGGAAAAAGAAACAAGUGGGGACACAAACCUUUUAACAAGGAACUUUUUUUACAGGCCAACUGCCAGUUUGUGGUGUCUGCAGACCAGGACUACACAGCUCAUUUUGCUGACCCUGACACCUUAGUGAACUGGGACUUUGUGGAACAAGUGCGCAUCUGUAGCCAUGAAGUGCCAUCUUGCCCAAUAUGCCUCUAUCCACCUACUGCAGCCAAGAUAACCCGCUGCGGACACAUUUUCUGCUGGGCAUGCAUCCUGCACUACCUGUCCCUCAGUGAGAAGACCUGGAGUAAAUGUCCCAUCUGCUACAGCUCUGUGCACAAGAAGGAUCUCAAGAGUGUUGUUGCCACAGAAUCACGCCAGUAUGUUGUGGGGGACACCAUUACAAUGCAGCUGAUGAAGAGAGAGAAAGGAGUGUUGGUGGCCUUGCCUAAAUCCAAGUGGAUGAAUGUAGACCAUCCGAUUCAUCUAGGAGAUGAACAGCACAGCCAGUACUCCAAGUUGCUGCUGGCCUCUAAGGAGCAGGUGCUGCACCGAGUAGUUCUGGAGGAGAAAGUCGCGUUAGAGCAGCAGCUUGCAGAGGAGAAGCACACUCCUGAGUCCUGCUUUAUUGAGGCCGCUCUCCAGGAGGUUAAGAUGCGGGAAGAGGCUCUGUCUGGAGUGGCUGGAGGCGGAGAGGAGGAGGUCACUGGUGUCGUGGCUGCUCUGGAACAACUGGUGCUGAUGGCUCCCCUGGCGAAGGAGUCCGUUUUCCAACCCAGGAGGGGGGUGCUAGAGUACCUGUCUGCUUGGGAUGAAGAAGCUGCAGAAGUUCGUUCUCUGGACUCCCCUCGUCCUCUCGCUCUCCCUUUGGUAGAAGAAGAGGAAGCAGUGUCUGAGCCCGAACCUGAGGGGCUGCCAGAAGCCUGUGAGAUGGCAGAGGCAGCAGAUGCCAGUCUUGGCGAGGGGACCAUUUGUACUGAGUCAAGCCAGGAGGAGCGCCUCACGAAGCCAGGCUUCCCCCAGCUAAACAGCUCUCCCUGUUACUACUUCUACCAAGCGGAGGACGGACAACACAUGUUCCUGCACCCCGUCAAUGUGCGCUGCCUGGUGCGCGAGUACGGCAGCCUGGAGCAGAGCCCAGAGAAGAUCUCAGCAACCGUGGUAGAGAUUGCCGGCUACUCCAUGUCUGAGGACGUUCGACAGCGCCAUAGGUAUCUCUCUCACUUGCCACUCACCUGUGAGUUCAGCAUCUGUGAACUGGCUCUGCAGCCUCCUGUGGUCUCGAAGGAAACCCUGGAGAUGUUCUCAGAUGACAUUGAGAAAAGGAAGCGGCAGCGCCAAAAGAAGGCUCGAGAGGAGCGUCGCCGGGAGCGCAGGAUUGAGAUGGAGGAGAACCAGAGACAGGGCAGGUAUCCUGAAGUCCACAUUCCCCUAGAGAACCUUCAGCAGUUUCCUGCCUUCAAUUCCUAUACCUGCUCCCCUGAUUCUGCUUUGGGUCCCACCAGCACUGAGGGCCAUGGGGCCCUCUCCCUUUCUCCUCUUAGCAGAAGUCCAGGUUCUCAUGCAGACUUUCUGCUGACCCCUUUGUCACCCACUGCGAGUCAGGGCAGUCCUUCCUUCUGCGUUGGGAGUCUGGAAGAAGACUCUCCCUUCCUUUCCUUUGCCCAGAUGCUGAGGGUUGGGAAAGCAAAAGCAGACGUGUGGCCCAAAACUGCUCCAAAGAAAGACGAGAAUAGCUUGGUUCCUCCUGCCCCUGUGGACAGCGAUGGAGAGAGUGACAACUCUGACCGUGUUCCUGUGCCCAGUUUCCAAAAUUCCUUCAGCCAAGCUAUUGAAGCAGCCUUCAUGAAAUUGGACACACCAGCUACUUCAGACCCCCUCUCUGAAGACAGAGGAGGAAAGAAACGGAAGAAGCAGAAACAGAAGCUCCUGUUCAGCACCUCGGUCGUCCACACCAAGUGACACUACUCGCCCAGGCACCGCCUCCUCCAUCUGGUUUCUUUCCUCGGCUUUUGUUUUGCUGCUGUAAUUUUUAAGUAUUUGAGUUUGAACAGAUUGAUUAGCUUGGGGCAGGGGGGAGGGGGUUUCCACAAUGUGAGGGGGAACCAAGAAAAUUUUAAAUACAGUGUAUUUUCCAGCUUCCCGUCUUUACACCAAAAUAAAGUAUUGACAGUCACAAGAGA
Molecule: messenger RNA, 2658 nt
Organism: Peromyscus maniculatus bairdii (prairie deer mouse)
Lineage: Eukaryota; Metazoa; Chordata; Mammalia; Rodentia; Cricetidae
Gene: Rnf10
Product: ring finger protein 10
Biological process (GO): positive regulation of transcription by RNA polymerase II; positive regulation of myelination
Molecular function (GO): transcription cis-regulatory region binding; metal ion binding
Source: RefSeq, a predicted model, not a curated record